AUGGUUUGGUGCCUCAGUCUGGCCAUCCUCAGCCUGAUCAUCAGCCAGGGGGCUGACGGUCGAGGGAAGUCUGAGGUGGUACCGGUGGUGGGCAGGGCUGGGGAGAGUGCUGUGCUGGGCUGUGACCUGCUGCCCCCUGCUGGCCGGCCCCCCCUGCACGUCAUUGAGUGGCUGCGCUUUGGGUUCCUGCUGCCCAUCUUCAUCCAGUUCGGCCUCUACUCUCCCCGAGUGGAUCCUGAUUACGUGGGGAGAGUCCGGCUGCAGAAGGGGGCAUCUCUGCAGAUUGAGGGGCUCCGGGUGGAAGACCAGGGCUGGUACGAGUGCCGCGUGCUCUUCCUGGACCAGCACAGCCCCGAAGAUGAUUCUGCUAAUGGCUCCUGGGUGUUCCUCACAGUCAAUUCGCCCCCUCAGUUCCUGGAGACGCCUCCCCAGGUGCUGGAAGUUCAGGAACUGGAGCCCCUGACCUUGCGUUGUGUGGCCCGUGGCAGCCCCCAGCCUCAUGUGACUUGGAAGCUCCGAGGACAGGACCUCAGCCAGGGCCAUGGCCAGAUGCAGGUGCAGAACGGGACGCUGUGGAUUCCACGGGUAGAGAGAGGCAGCUCUGGGAUCUACACCUGCCAAGCCUCCAGUACUGAGGGCAGCACCACCCACACCACCCAGCUGCUUGUGCUAGGACCCCCAGUCAUCAUUGUGCCCCCCAACAACAGCACGGUCAACACCUCCCAGGAUAUUUCAUUGGCCUGCCGGGCUGAGGCGUACCCUGCUAACCUUACCUAUAGCUGGUUCCAGGAUGGCGUCAAUGUCUUCCACAUUAGCCGCCUGCAGUCACGAGUGCGGAUCCUGGUGGAUGGGAGCCUGUGGCUAGAGGCUGUCCAGCCUGAUGAUGCUGGUCUCUACACCUGUGUGCCCAGCAAUGGCCUCCUACACCCACCCUCAGCCUCUGCCUACCUCACUGUGCUCUACCCAGCUCAGGUGACAACGAUGCCUCCUGAGACACCCCUUCCCAUAGGCAUGCGCGGGGUGAUCCGCUGCCCAGUUCGUGCCAACCCCCCACUGCUCUUUGUCAGCUGGACCAAGGAUGGGCAAGCCCUUCAGCUAAAUAAGUUCCCUGGCUGGUCCCAGGGCCCAGAAGGCUCACUGGUCAUUGCCCUGGGGAAUGAGGACGUUCUGGGAGAAUACUCCUGCACCCCCUACAACAGUCUUGGCACUGCAGGGCCCUCCCCAGUGACCCGUGUGCUGCUCAAGGCCCCCCCAGCUUUUCUAGAACGACCCAAAGAAGAAUAUUUCCAAGAAGUUGGGCGGGAGCUACUCAUCCCCUGCUCUGCCCAAGGAGACCCUCCUCCUACUGUCUCUUGGGCCAAGGUGGGCCGGGGGCUGCAGGGCCAGGCCCAGGUGGACAGCAACAGUAGCCUCAUCCUGCGACCAUUGACCAAGGAGGCCCAUGGGCACUGGGAGUGCAUCGCCAGCAAUGCUGUAGCCCAAGUGGCCACCUCCACGAAUGUCUACGUGCUGGGCACCAGCCCCCAUGUUGUCACCAAUGUGUCUGUGGUGCCUUUGCCCAAGGGCGCCAAUGUUUCCUGGGAGCCUGGCUUUGAUGGUGGCUAUCUGCAGAGAUUCAGCGUCUGGUAUACCCCGUUGGCCAAGCGUCCUGACCGAGCCCACCAUGAUUGGGUGUCCCUGGCAGUGCCUGUGGGGGCUGCUCACCUCCUUGUGCCAGGGCUGCAGCCCCACACCCAGUACCAGUUCAGUGUCCUAGCUCAGAACAAGCUGGGAAGUGGGCCCUUCAGCGAGAUCGUCCUGUCUGCCCCUGAAGGACUUCCUACCACACCAGCUGCCCCCAGGCUUCCUGUGACAGAGAUGGCACCUCACCUGUCCCCUCCCAGAGGUCUGGUGGCAGUGAGGACACCCCGGGGGGUACUACUGCAUUGGGAUCCCCCAGAACUGGUCCCUCAGAGACUGGAUGGCUACAUCCUAGAGGGCCGACAAGGCUCCCAGGGCUGGGAGGUGCUGGACCGGGCCGUGGCAGGCACAGAAAUGCAGUUGCUGGUGCCUGGCCUUAUUAAGGAUGUUCUCUACGAGUUUCGCCUUGUGGCCUUGGCUGGUGGCUAUGUCAGCAAUCCUAGCAACUUGGCCAAUGUCUCCACUUCUGGUCUAGAGGUCUACCCAUCACGCACCCAGCUGCCAGGCUUCCUGCCACAGCCUGUACUGGCCGGCGUUCUCGGUGGGCUCUGCUUCCUAGGGGUGGCUGUCCUUGUGAGCAUCCUAGCUGCUUGCCUAACUAGCCGGCACAGGGCUGCUCGUCAUCGCCACCGCAAGCACUUCCACCAAGAUCCACCUCUUAUCUUCUCUCCACCCCGGCUGUCAGCUCCACUGUCUGCUCCAGGCUCAGGCAGUCCUGACAGCAUGGCCAAGCUGAAGCUCCAGGCUUCCCCAGUCCCAAGCAUGUGCCAGAGUCUGCUCUGUGGGGAACCUACUAGACCCCCCAGCUCCCCUCCAGAUCCUUCACCUAGCUGGGGGCCCUUGCCCCUGGAGCCCAUUUGCCGGGGGCCAGAUGGGCGCUUUGUGAUGGGACCCAGUGUGGAGAUCCCCCAAGAAAGGUCAGGCCCUGAGCAGGUCGAACCUCGGACCCCGGCCCACUGUCAAACCAAGUCCUAUGACUGCAGCAGCAGCCCCAGUGGGCUGCCCCAUCCCCUCUGCAUUGCAGACAUCAGCCCUGUGGGGCCCUCUCCGGCAUCCUCACCCAGUCCCCUGCCAGGUACAGGACCCCUGCUCCAGUACCUGAGCCUGCCCUUCUUCAGGGAGAUGAAUGUGGAUGGGGACUGGCCCCCUUUUGAGGAUCCUGGUUCUGCUGUACCCCCAGAUUACACAGACAUUCAACCCUGCCAGACCUCACCUCUCCUUCAAUCCCUGGACUCCCCCCCGGGGUCCCCCAGAGCAGUACUUCCUGGAGCUGUAGUUCGGACUGGGGCUGCCGCAGAGCCUGCCUACACAGCGCUGGCUGACUGGACACUGAGGGAACGGCUGCUGUCAAGCCUUGUCCCUGCUGCCCCUCGGGGCAGCCUCACCAGCCAGAGCAGUGGGCGGGGUAGUGCCUCUUUCUUUCGGCCCCCCUCCACUGCUCCCUCAGCAGGAGGCAGCUACCUCAGCCCCACUCCAGGAGACACCAGCAGCUGGGCCAGUGGCCCUGAGAGAUGGCCCCGAAGGGAGCAUGUUGUGACAGUCAGCAAGAGGAGGAACACAUCUGUGGAUGAGAACUAUGAAUGGGAUUCAGAACUCCCUGGGGACAUGGAAUUGCUGGAGACUCUAUACUUGGGCUUGGCUGGCCCUCGACCCCGAGCUGAAGCUGAGUCAGAGCUAGGUACGAAGACUCCAGAGGUGGGCUGCCUCCUGAACACGGCCCAUGCUCCUGGCCCUGAGGCCCGCUGUGCUGCACUUCGGGAGGAAUUCCUGGCCUUCCGCCGCCGCCGAGAUGCUGCUAGGGCCCGGCUACCAGCCUAUCGGCAGCCAGUCCCUCAUUCUGAACAGGCCACUCUGCUGUGA
Molecule: messenger RNA, 3540 nt
Organism: Pteronotus mesoamericanus
Lineage: Eukaryota; Metazoa; Chordata; Mammalia; Chiroptera; Mormoopidae
Gene: IGSF9
Product: immunoglobulin superfamily member 9
Exons: 20
Coding region: 1-3540 (1179 amino acids)
Biological process (GO): cell-cell adhesion
Molecular function (GO): protein binding
Source: RefSeq, a predicted model, not a curated record